Messenger RNA from Pristis pectinata (smalltooth sawfish), 1978 nucleotides. Its product is annotated as TNF receptor-associated factor 2-like. Gene Ontology annotation, cellular component: cytoplasmic side of plasma membrane; plasma membrane signaling receptor complex. The record is from RefSeq and is a predicted model, not a curated record. The transcript is spliced from 7 exons. The coding region runs from base 98 to 1258 and encodes 386 amino acids. Gene Ontology annotation, molecular function: tumor necrosis factor receptor binding; ubiquitin protein ligase binding. NCBI's taxonomy places the organism in Eukaryota, Metazoa, Chordata, Chondrichthyes, Rhinopristiformes, Pristidae. Gene Ontology annotation, biological process: tumor necrosis factor-mediated signaling pathway; positive regulation of JNK cascade; protein K63-linked ubiquitination.
GGGAAUUCCAAGAGCUGCAGCUAAAUUCUUUCAACAAAGUACAUAUCAAUUUCACCAUAGUGGUUUUCACAGAUAAAAGUCAGUUUUAAGAAAGAGAAUGGCUGAAUAUAACUACAGAAAGCUUGAAAAACUGGCUCAUACAGCAGACGUGCACGCAGGACUUGAAAGUCAGGAAGCGAAGAUGGAUGUGGGGAUGUCUGGCAAAUUGAAAACAUCAAGUGAAACGUGUGAAGACAAAGGGUUCAAAAUGAAGAACCACUGCUUUUUCAGAGCAGUUGGCUGCAGGUUCAAGGGAGGAAGAUCAAAGAUUCAGGAACACGAAGUUGGAUCUGUCAGACAACACCUUAACCUUCUAAUGGAUGAACUCGCAAAGCUCAAUCAGACAGCAACUCUUGCCAACUUGCCACCAGAUAUGUCAAGAACUUUAAUGCAGCUGGAAGGAGAAACUGAUAAGGCACAACUGAGGGUCAAAGCUCUUCAGAAUGAUCAGCAAAUAAAUGAAAUCUGCAAACAACUGCAAGAAUUCUGCAAGCUCCUGGAAGCAGCAGAACAGUGUGAAACAAUCAUCGAGACCAGGUUUGCUGCCUUUGAAGACAAGCUGACUGCAGUGCCAAAGAAGAUUAACAAAUGCUCAAGGAUUGUAGCCACUUUGAAAAGACAGACAGAGAGCAAUGACCAGCUGUUUACUGAUGUCGAAAAUAAGCUGGCAAUGCUUGAGUCGAGAAUGCAUCAAACAGAGCAGUCAAUACAAGACAGUACCUCAAAAAUCAUAGCACUGGAAACCAUGACACACUGUGGUGUAUUUAUCUGGAAAAUCCCACAAAUGAGAAAGAGGUUGCAAGAAGCCAUCGAUGGAACAAAGCCCUACUUGGAUUCCAGUGAAUUUUACUUUUCCACAUAUAGUUAUAAGAUGUGUCUGCGAAUCUACCUGAAUGGCCAUGAAGACACGAAGGGAACACACAUUUCACUUUAUUAUAUCUUACUCAAGGGACAAUAUGAUGCCUUGACUCAGUGGCCUUUUAAAGAAAAUGUGAAACUUGCUAUACUAAAUCCAAGAGAUCGGCAACAGUCCAUUCUGAAGAUAUGCACCCCAAGUGGCCAGGAUCCAGCUUUACAAAGGCCUGUAGAAAGAAUGAACGCACCACGUGGUUUCUCCACGUUUGCGACAGUGUCUGAGUUCAACCAGUUCAUCUCCAAGUAUGUGGACAGUGAUGAAAUGUUCAUAGGUGCCGAGAUUAUCCCUGCAAACAGACCAUAACAAUCUAUACAGUAGAUGAACAAACAAUCUGCUGGAAGAACUCAGCGAGUCGAUCAGCAUCUGCGGGAGGAAAGGAAUUGCCGACGUUUCAGGUUGAAACCCUGCAUCGGUAAUAGAGCAAAUGAGUUAGGUGCUAGGGACACAUUUUGCAUUGUGUAAUUUAUACUAUAGGUAAUGUGACAUAUAAAACAUAGUACUUUAUCAUCCUCUCUUCUGCACUGUAGAAUAAAAGUGAACAAUAUUUCAGGACUUAAUUCACAGGAAAUGAAGUAACGACUACAAGAGUUAAAGAUUUUUAUUCUCUAACAGGACCUCCCCGCAUCUUUCUGAUGCCAGGGAGCAUUUUACUGGGUCCUUGACAGCGACCUACUCCAAUCUCCUCCAUCAUUUCUGGCAAUGACCAUUUCACUCCUGCCAGCUUCAAGAGAGAAUCGGUUUUUUGCAUAUGUGACCAGUCCUAAAGCUCCUGAGCUCCGAGGUUGGAGGCAUGAGCUCCUUGAUAUCUAGUUCAGCCACACCCUCCUGAAUCCUGCCACAAAUUAAAAAUCAACUCCUUCCACAUGAUAACAAUGACGUGCUGCAGUUUCCAAAAUUCAAUUCUUCAAAAGAGUUAUUGACAUGGGACUUCUCCUUUUGUUCAAAUAAGCACCGAAAGGCCAGGGAAUUUCCUACUGUCCUAUCUAACACUUUUCCCAAUAUUACCAAAACAAAAAGAUUAUA